GCAUGAAAUUCGCAUUAGGUCUUCUGAUAUCACGACGAUGUCAUCGCAUUCUAACCGUUCGUGCAGUGUCAAUGUGAUUUGUAAAUAAAAUAGCAAAAUCUUUUGAGGUGCAAGUGUGCAAAUUUAAGCCCAACCAUUAAAAGGACUAAAAGCUAAAGGAUUAAAAGCGCGUAUCCUGCAACGCAUGCGCUUGUUAUCCUGUCAAAUUAAACACACAUGUAGCGGUUAAAGUGCAGUAACCUGGUGUAUUUGAGUGUGUGUGUGCGUCAAGUCGGGAACAGUGAGCUAGAUAGCAUUGAAAACUACAGAAUAUUCCAAAGAAAAGUGUAUUGUGCCGCUGAAUACACGCUUCAAUAGACCCUAUAAUCGAAGCGGUUAAAACUCUUUGAAACCAGUGCAAAAUGAAAGCGCUAAUAUCGUUUGGUGUAAUAUCACUUCUUGCCAUCGUUACUGUGCGUGCUACUCCCGCCAUCAGUUCCAGUGAAAAUGCGAUUCCCAUAGUGAAUCGUAAUCAACUGGAAGAGGGAUUCCUGCGUAAACUGAACAUUAAAUGCAGCCAAAGGGAUAAUCAUUCGUGUAUGAUGCUCAAAUUGAUUGUGUACAUGAAUCGAAUAUUUAAAAAGUCUUCAAUCGAUAUUAAUGAUAAUCUAAGGGUUUCCCAAAAUAGAGAUAUCGACUCCAUACCGGAUGACCCCGAUGAUGAUUUAAUGUUAGCUCGUUCCAUUGAAUCAGAUGAUGAGACGCUAGGUCUGCUGAUGGCCGGAAAAAUUUGGAAAUUCAUACGCUCACGUACGCUGCGAUAUAAAUUUUCCGACAAUGCAGACUUCGUGCUCACCACCGAACCCAAAGGCAAUUUAAACUUUGGCGUAUCUGUGAGUCCGGUUGAAACGUUCGAAGAAGGACGUGGCAAGAUGAAAAAUAUGGGCCCAAUGUUGAUGAUAAUGAUGGCCAAGGCGGGCAUGGUGGGCGCUAUAAUGCUCAAAGGUUUAUUCCUGCUGGCGGGCAAAGCGUUAAUUGUCUCCAAGAUUGCACUGCUGCUGUCGGUGAUAAUCGCAUUGAAGAAAUUACUGUCCCAAAAGAAGCAUAUCGUUGAAGUACCGCAUCACGAUACAUACAGUUCGGGUUGGGCGAGAGCUUUGAACGGCUUCAUAGAGGGCAUGGCCGAAGUGCCGGCGCAAAUAAUGGCACAGGAAGCGCAGGAUAUGGCAUACAGUGGACAAAUGCCAACAGAGGAAGUGCAUUAGGCACAAGCUAGAUAGUCAAUACAUAAAUUAUAUGGUACAAACGAUUAUUUAUGAACAGAUAUAUAAGAGUACUCAUUAAAAACGAAUAGGAAUAUUUAAUGACAGAAGGUAAGGCACAACCAAACAAAAAAUAAAAUAAAAAGGCUUAAAAAAUAUUAAUUGACAAGCAGCUGCAGAAAAACUGCAAUAAAAUGUAAAAAUCCAAAGCUAAUAACUACAGACGAGUAAGUUCAGUCGGUUAUCUUGCGUAACACUACGAAAGCAAACAAAUUAAUAAUAUAUACUUUUAUUCGUGCUAUUAAUAAAAGAUAUCUAUUAAAUAUUUAUUUUACCAACAAAA
Molecule: messenger RNA, 1584 nt
Organism: Bactrocera oleae (olive fruit fly)
Lineage: Eukaryota; Metazoa; Arthropoda; Insecta; Diptera; Tephritidae
Gene: Osi3
Product: Osiris 3
Cellular component (GO): membrane
Source: RefSeq, a predicted model, not a curated record